Molecule: messenger RNA, 3033 nt
Organism: Thermothelomyces thermophilus ATCC 42464
Lineage: Eukaryota; Fungi; Ascomycota; Sordariomycetes; Sordariales; Chaetomiaceae
Exons: 1
Coding region: 51-2633 (860 amino acids)
Biological process (GO): ribosomal small subunit export from nucleus; endonucleolytic cleavage in ITS1 to separate SSU-rRNA from 5.8S rRNA and LSU-rRNA from tricistronic rRNA transcript (SSU-rRNA, 5.8S rRNA, LSU-rRNA); endonucleolytic cleavage in 5'-ETS of tricistronic rRNA transcript (SSU-rRNA, 5.8S rRNA, LSU-rRNA)
Cellular component (GO): nucleolus; 90S preribosome; preribosome, small subunit precursor
Molecular function (GO): RNA binding
Source: RefSeq, a predicted model, not a curated record
CUCGAUUGUCCAGGUACCUCCCUACGAAGGCGGUUCGCCGACACAACACCAUGGGCAAGAAUAGGAAAUCUAAGCGGCAGCUGAUCCGUGACGAGAAGCGGGCCAAAAAGCGCGGACGCGAGCUCGCCGAGGAGGAAGAGCGCUCCGCCAAACGACAGCGCCAGCACGACGCCGACGGUCAACAGGAACUCUCCAACGACGACCUCUUCACUUACGACCCGAACGCCGAUUACAUCCCCUUUGACGAGGAAGAGGACGGCAACGAUGCAGCAGGAUACAAUGCGUCCGCAGCCCAUCCCCGCGCCCGUGGCGGCAACUUUGAGCGCGAGUUCUUCGGCAUGCUGGGCGAGCAGGAGCAGGAGUACUUCCGCCACGCCGACGAGCUGCUCGAGCUGAACGACUUCCCCUCCGCCGAGGAGCGCCACAUCUUUUUGCAGAACGUCUACCGCGAGGCCCGUGGCAAGGAGCUCAAGCUCGCCAGCAGCCAGUCGUGCUCGCGCCUCAUGGAACGCCUCAUCCUCUUAUCCACCCCCCGCCAGAAGAAGCGCUUGUUCGGCGCCUUUGCCGGCCACUUCAUGACCCUCGUCACCCACCGCUUUGCCAGCCACUGCUGCGAGAAGCUCUUUCUGAUGAGCGCCCCCGUCGUCACGGCCGAGCUGAGCGGGGAGGCCGACAAGGAUGUCGAGAUGGGGGACGCGGACGAUGACGAACCAAUGGCGCCCGAGAUUGCCGAGGCCGUGAAGACGUCGAUGGAGGAUUUGUUCAUGCUGACACUGGAUGAACUCGAAGAGCAUCUCUCGUUUCUGCUGUCGGAUCGGUACGGCUCCCAUGCGCUGCGAGUCUUGCUCGUGGUGCUCUCGGGGAGGCCGCUUGCCCAGGCCGGCACCAAGUCGCUACUUCAGGGCAAGAGCAAGGAGUACGUGACGGUGGAGGGCGCCUCGGCCGUGACGAGUGCUCUUAAUACGCAGACGAGGGCGGUCCCGUCGUCUUUCACGAUGGCGAUAGAGAAGAUCAUCAGCGACUCCACGGCUAGCAUGGAUUCGACGGCGCUGAGGGUGCUCGCCAAGCACCCUACCGGCAACCCGACCCUGCAGUUGUUGCUAGACUUGGAGCUGUCGCUCUCAAAAUCGAAGAAGUCAAAAAAGGAAGAAGGGAGUGGCAAUGCUGCCGAAGGCGAGGGCAGCGUGGUGUCUCUACUCGAGAGGCUCGUCCCCGGCGCUCCCGCCUCGUUCAGCGACGAGAAGUCGCAGGCGUGCGAAUUUGUCAACAGCAUGCUAUACGAUCCUAUCGGGUCGCGCCUCCUCGAGACCCUGAUUUCUCACUGCCCAGGCAAAGUCUUCAAGGGUUUGCAGGCCAACAUCUUCGCCCCGCGCAUCCAGAGCCUGCUGCGGAACGAUAUCGCCUCGUAUCCCGCCAUCAAGGUGCUCAACCGGCUGAACAAGGAAGACCUCGCCAAUGCAGUCCAGAAAGCGCUUCCGGAAAUUCCGUCCUUUGUCGAAAAGGGCCGCUUCAACGUGAUCAAGACUCUCUUCGAGCGCUGCAACGUGCGCGGUGCCACCGCCGAACUCGGUAGUCUCCUCCAAGCCCUCACGGCAGCAUGCGGCGGCAACUGGAAGCACAUUGUCCCGAAGCUCUGCCUCCUCUCCGAACCUGAACAGGAGCCCGAGACCAAGGAGAAGAAGUUCCAGACGCCAGAAGCCAAGAGCAAAGCUGCGCUCAUCUCCCACGGCAGCCAGGUCGCCACCGCGCUCCUCGACAUCCCGGGCCAGCCUUCGAAAGCGAUCCAGAACUCCCUUCUCGCCCUCUCGCCCGACCAACUCCUCCGCAUGGCCACCACCUCCCCUUCGACAGCGGCCAUUCUCACCAAGGCCCUCGCUACUCCGGCCCAGAUUCCACAUUUCCACAAGCUCCUUGUCGCCGCCCUACUCCCCAACAUCUUCACCCUCGCCACCUCCCAGCACGGCAACGGCAUCGUCACCGAGAUCAUUUCGACCCCGUCCAAGGGCGGCGGCGGUACUAGCUCGGAGGGGGCCGUGGUCGUGCCUUUCCACCUCAAGGAGAACAUCAUGGCACAACUGGAGCGCCAGGAGCGCGCGCUGCGCGAGACGUGGCUCGGGCGAAACGUCUGGCGCGCGUGGCGCGGCGACCUGUGGAGCCAUCGGCGGCACGACUGGGUGCGCUGGGCCAAGGAGACGGACCCGGAGGGGGAGAGGGUCGCGGGCAUGCCGAAGGUGUCCAAGCCGGGGGAUGGUGAGGAAGAAGGAAAGGGGAAAGGGAAGGCUGGGAAGGCGGCGGCAAAGGGGCCGGUGAGCGGGGGGAAGAAGAGUACAAGCGUCAACGGGGUGGCGGCUGGAAAGGGUGUCGGGCAAGAGCUCGGGACGAAAAGAAAGACCGAACCGAAAGCGGAAGGCAAGGUCGACAAAAAGGGGAACGAGAAGAAAGGGGGAAAGGAGGAAGAGGGAAAGGAGAAGCGAGGGAAAAAGGAGGGAGAGGGCAAGGAGAAACGAGACAAAAAGGAGGGAAAGGCCACAAAUGGCGAGAACGCUGACGAAGAUGUAAAAAAGGAGAAGAAGAAAAAGAAAAAGAAAGGCCUGGGAAAGGAAGGGGUGGAAGGCGAGGUAAAGGCGGCCUAGACGCUCGAUAUGAGCCAUGACUUGGUUCCCAGAUAGUAAGGGCAUGAUACCCAGAGUGCGCCCUGAAAGAAACAUUGGCUCGGCCAUCUCCCUGUCGCCCGUCGCCCGUCGCUUUCACGGGUCAAGCACGGCACCUUGCAUACCGGAAGGUGACCCGGAGUGACCCAGUCCAUCUUUACACGCAUCCGCCUGGGUGUUGUGAGAUGUAAUUCUGUGGUUCCCUUUUCGACAGCCAACAAGGUUAUGUUGGAAAUCCUUUCGGCUCUUUGACUCUUCACGCAUCCUGCUUCCCGGGCCGUGCGGCAUCCAUCGCUUUGGCCAGGAAUCAACGCGCCUCAAAGGUGGGAUUAGGAGCUGGUUGGCUUGCUCUCUGAUGGCUCAGCGUGUUUUUCCCUGACAG